AUGCCGCGGGAAGACGGCGCGGCACAAGCAGAUGCCGACGGGAUGAAGGACAUGUCGCAGAAAAUGCCGACACUGGGAAACCGGAUCAUGGUGCUGAAAGAAGGCUGGGUCGCGCUGAUACUGAGCGGCACAAAAACCAUGGAGCUGCGCAACCAGCCAGCAAAAACAGGACCAAUCUGGAUUGGAUUCGAAGGUCGCGUCUAUGCCCACGCAGAAAUUUCAGACUGCAGGCAGAUGUCGCAGGAGAUCUACGAAGAAACCAGAGCACAACACCGCCACAUGGGCAAAAUGAAACAAGGCGACUCGCUGUACGGCUUGGUGCUGACGAACCUCGUCCAACUAGCGCAUCCAAUCGACUACUACCAGAAGCCCGCAACGGUGCUCUGGGAGAACUUCAGGACUGGACCGGACGAAAAGCUCCCCCCCCGCAGAGCUUCAAAGCGCGCACAAGAAAUGCGGGCUUUACAAGAUGCUCGCGAGGAUGACGAAACCUCGGAAAUCGACGAGAGCCCCGGGUGCAAGAACACAGAAGAAGAAGAUCGGCGGGGAAAAGACGGCGGAGACGCCACGCGGCCAAGCACGGAGCGACAAGGAGCAUCCACAAAAAGACGCCGGCCUCGCAAAUCCGCCCUCCCGCCAAUCUAUUUGGUUCAAGAGCCCUCGCCUCCAAGCACCGCAGAGAAGGCAGUCCAGCGCGAAGAUGGCCAGCAAGGAGUCCAGGACACGGAGAAUGCCACGACGGACGCCGACAGCGACUGCUCCACAAAGGCCCGCACCGCCGCUGUGCCGGCUGCACAGGCCACGCCACCAGAGA
Messenger RNA from Symbiodinium sp. CCMP2592, 814 nucleotides. Lineage: Eukaryota; Dinophyceae; Suessiales; Symbiodiniaceae. The record is from the annotation of a GenBank genome assembly.